Branchiostoma floridae (Florida lancelet) is the source of this 1336-nucleotide messenger RNA. Its product is annotated as insulin receptor substrate 4-like. The transcript has 2 exons. The record is from RefSeq and is a predicted model, not a curated record. Bases 129 to 1055 code for a protein of 308 amino acids. NCBI's taxonomy places the organism in Eukaryota, Metazoa, Chordata, Leptocardii, Amphioxiformes, Branchiostomatidae.
GUGUUUGGAAGAAACGUACCUGUUGUUUGGAAUCCCUACCGUUCUUGCGCCUAGAAAACAUCCAAGAAAUAUCGUUAGGUGCUCUGUUUUACAAAGCAAACUGAGAGGCUAGAGGCAUAAAAGUAGCAAUGGGUGACAUCGGUGAUUACUAUGGGAGUGGGAGACUGGGUUUUGACAGUGGCAGACCGGAUUUUGACAAUGGCGGACGAGAUUUAGACAGUGGCGAACAAUAUUUUGACAAUGGCGGACUGCGUUUCAACAAUGGCGGACGAGAGUUUGGUAAUGGCGGCCAAGAAUUUGACAAUGGCGGACAGGGUUUUGACAGUGGCGGGCAGGGUUUUGACAGUGCCGGACGAGGUUUUGACAGUGGUGGACGAGGUUUUGACAGUGGUGGACAGGGUUACGACAGUGGCGGACGUGGUUUUGACAGUAGCGGACGUGGUUUUGACAGAGGCGGACAGGCUUUUGAGAGUGUUUGGCGGGAUUUUGACGGUGGCAAACGGGGUUACGACGGAGGCGGACCGGGUUACGACAGUGGCGGAAGGGGUUACAACAGUGGCGGACGCAAUUUUGACAGUGACGAGGGGUUCGUCAACCCAAGCAGCCGAACAACACCUGUCAACCUACACCCUGCCUACAACAACAGAACGCAAACCAACACAGUCGGACGUGACGUUAUAUUUUUGUGCAUGUUUACCGGCUUAUUGUUGUUGAUUCCCGGGUUUCUACUGACCAUCCUUGGCCACAGGCAUGGCUAUAACGGCCUGUGGGCUGCCGGGCCCGUGUGCUUGUGCCUGAGUCUCCUAUUCUUCAGCAGGGGAAGUUUCUGUCUGUGCAAACAACCAAAAAAAGCUACAUAUGAGACUGAACUGUGGACAAUGCAGACGGCAACACCAAGAGGCCCCCUGUCGGAUGAACAUGGUACUGCACACACCGACAUGAUGUAUCCGACACCAGUUAUUGAACCACCGACAGAGCCUACAGCGCAAGCGAUGGUCGAAGAGAGAUCACCGAUUCCCAAACAACAGUACCGGCAAUACCCUCCAUAUCCCUAAAGUUCGACAACAGUGUAUACAACCUGUGAAGUGGGGACACUUCCCUGCAAACGGUUGCCCUAGAACAUCCACCCCUACUUCUACCAACGAAACAACAUGAGAACACGUACAGAUUGGCAAGCCCCACGUCCGGGACUGUAGCCAGAUCUAUUAACUGAUUAACUGAAGCGUGCAAUGCACGACUAAGCCUUGCGGGGCUGAACCAAUGUGUGUACCUGUAUCUCUGUGUGUGAGUGGGUAUGUGUUUUAUGUGUUUGUGUAUGUGUGUGUGUGUGUGUGUG